AUCCAUAAGAAUUGUAAGAAAAACUGAAAGAAGCAAGAGUUGACUUCUAUACAACUUUCCUUGUAAACCAAUUCAUACUCUCAGAAUGGCAAGUGUUGUUGCAGAAGCAUUCCUAUCAGCUUUUGUAGAAGUGUUGCUGGAAAAGAUAAUUUCGACCGAGUUUGUGAACUACUUUCGGAGCAAGAAACUUGAUGUUUCACUCUUGGAAAAGCUAAAAUUAACAUUGUUGAGUCUUCAAGCUGUACUAAAUGAUGCUGAGGAGAAACAAAUCACCAAUCCUUCUGUCAAGCAAUGGCUUGAUAACCUGCGAGAUGUCAUCUUUGAAGCUGAUGAUUUAUUAGACAAAAUCAAUACUGAGGCAUUAAGAAGCAAAGUGAAUAAGGUAAGGAACAUGAACAUCCUUUCCUCUAGUUUCAAACAGUCUUAUGGAUUGAUCAAUUUCGAUAUUCAAAGAUUGUUCGAACGAUUAGAACAGUUUGCACGGAAAGGACACUUACUUGGACUGAAAGAAGGUGCUUCUUGCGGUGUUUGGAAUGGAACUCCUACAAGUUCUGUGGUAGAUGAAUCUGCUAUUUAUGGCAGAGAUGGUGACAGAAAAAAACUUAAAGAAUUUUUGCUGCGUACUAGUGAUGAUGGCGACAAAAUAGGAGUGAUUUCCAUUGUGGGAAUGGGAGGGGUGGGUAAAACGACUCUUGCUAAACUUCUUUACAAUGAUCCAGAAGUAAAGGAGAAAUUUGAUUUAAAAGGGUGGGCAUAUAUCUCAAAAGAUUUUGAUAUUGUCCGAGUCACUAAAACCCUUCUUGAAUCUGUAACUUUUAAAACAAUUGAUACCGAUAACUUGAAUACCAUGCAUUCUGAAUUUGUAGCAUCAAAAAGAACUGAUACUAGUGACUUGAAUACUCUACAAGUGCAAUUGCAGCAAAGUUUAUGCCAUAAGAUUUUUUUGCUAGUAUUGGAUGACAUGUGGGAUGGAAGCUAUGUGGAUUGGAACAAUCUCAAGGACAUCUUUAAUGCUGGGAAAAUGGGAAGUAAGAUCAUCAUCACAACACGAGAUGAAAGAGUUGCACUAUUUACCCACACAUUUCUUCCUAUCCACUAUUUGACACCCCUGCAAAGUGAUGAAUGUUGGUCUUUACUUUCAAAACAUGCAUUUGGAGCAAGUAACUACAAGCUUCGGUCCAAUCUACAAGUAGUUGGGAAAGAAAUUGCCAAAAAAUGUGAUGGUUUACCAUUAGCCGCAGUAGCACUUGGGGGUCUUCUCCGCACCAAACUGUCACGAGAUGACUGGAAUGAUGUACUAAGAAGUAACAUUUGGAAUUUGCCAAAUGUUGGGGUGCAGCCGACUCUUUUAUCUAGCUAUCAUUAUCUUCCGGCUCCUUUAAAAAGAUGCUUUGCUUAUUGUUCAAUUUUUCCAAAGAAAUCCAUCUUGCAAAAAAACAUGGUAGUUCAGUUGUGGAUUGCAGAAGGCUUAGUACAUAAGUCCAAAAGACAGAAGAGUUGGGAAAAAGUAGGAGAAGAAUACUUUGAUGAACUAGUGUCAAGGUCACUGAUAAGUAGGCGGUAUGUUGAUGGAGAAGAAUGGUAUGAAAUGCAUGAUCUCAUAAAUGAUUUAGCUACAAUGGUUUCAUCUCCGUAUUGUAUGAAGUUAGACGAACAUGAACUAAAUGAUAAGGUACGUCAUUUGUCAUACAAUAGAAGGAAAUAUGACUCGUACAAAAAAUUUGAUAAAUUAUAUGGACUUAAAGGUCUACGUACCUUCUUGGCCUUGCCAUUACAAGAACCGGAGGGGUUACUCUAUUCCAUAUCGGACAGGGUAGUACAUGAUUUGUUGCCUUCAAUGAAACAGUUGCGCGUGUUGUCGUUGUCAAAUUACAGGAGUAUCACCGAGUUGCCCAACUCUAUGGGAAAUUUGAUAUGUCUGCGAUACUUAAAUCUUUCUAACACUGAUAUUGAAAGGCUUCCAUCUGUAACAUGCAACCUCUACAAUCUGCAGACCUUGUUGUUGUUUGGUUGUCGGUGUCUCAUUGAAUUGCCCGAGCACAUGGGAAAAUUGGUUAAUCUACGCCACCUUGACAUCAGAGGUACACAACUGAAGGAGAUUCCAGUACAAAUAGUCAGACUACAAAAUCUUCAAACUUUGUCUGAUUUUGCAAUUAGCAAUCAUCGUAAUGGAUUGAAGGCUAUAGAGUUGGAAAAAUUACCCCAUCUAAAGGGAAACCUUUCCAUUUCAAAGCUACAAAAUAUUACCGAUCCCUUUGAUGCAUUUGAAGCAAAUUUGAAGAUGAAAGAACAAAUUGACAACUUGGAACUGCAGUGGACUCCACAUGACAGCAACGGCUCUACUAGUCGAUGUUCACAAAUUGAAGCUCUUGUACUUGAACAACUUCAACCCUCAACAAAUUUGAAGAAUCUCACCAUCAAAGGUUAUGGUGGAACAAGCUUUCCGAUUUGGUUGGGUGAUUCAUUAUUUAGCAACAUGGUGUAUUUGAGCAUAAGCGGUUGUGAUCAUUGUUCAUUGCUUCCACCGCUUGGACAAUUACAUGGUUUGAAAAAACUCAGUAUUGCUAGUAUGAAAUCAGUAAAGAGCAUUGGUUCUGAAUUCUAUGGAAGUAAUAGUUGUCUUUCAUUUCAACCAUUUCCUUCCUUGGAGACUCUAGACUUUGACGAGAUGCCCAACUGGGAGGAAUGGAACUUGAUUGGAGGUGAAGCAAUAGAGUUUCCUAGACUAAGAAAUCUGUCAAUGGAAGCAUGUCCUAAACUCAAAGGAAAUAUGCCUCGCAACCUUCUUUCGUUAACAGCACUUGAGUUAAGGGCGUGUGAUCUGCUUCUGGAGUCAAGGCGAUCAGAUGAUCAAAUCAUCCAAUCAAUAUGGUCUCCUCUUAAUUCUCUUCGGCAAUUGACCUUAGUCGGCUUUCCUUCUCUAUUAUCUUUUCCAAGAGACGGUCUACCCAAAACCUUACAAGCUCUCACUAUUCAUGAUUGUGAGAAUCUAGAAUUCCUUCCCUGUGAAUCCUUGCACAAUUACUCAUCACUUGAGGACAUAACAAUAUUUUAUAGUUGUAACUCAAUGACAUCUUUUACCUUGGGCUCUCUCCCUGUCUUAAAAAAUCUUCAUCUAUCCGGUUGUAAAAAUCUUAAAUCAGUUUUCAUUGCAGCAGAAGAUGCUUCAGAAAGUCUCUCGUUUAUUCAAAGUAUCACAAUAUGGCAUUGUGAUGAACUGGAAUCAUUUUCCCUUGGUGGUUCGUCCGCUCCUAACCUCAUCCGUUUCGAGGUGUGUUGGUGUAAGAAGCUUCAUUCACUUCCAGAACCAAUUAACACCUUCCCUUACUUACAGGAAUUAAGAAUAGUUGACCUUCCAAAUCUACAACUUUUUGCCAAAGAGGGUUUGCCUAUCAAUUUAGGAGAACUGACUGUUGGAGGGAUUUUGUGCAAUACAGAGAUUACUAAGUGGGGUUUGGAACGUCUCACUUGUCUCUCCGAGUUGCACAUUUGGGGUGAUGACAUCAUGAACGCGUUGGUGAAAAUGGAAAUUCCAUUGCUACCUGCUUCUGUCAUUUCCUUAUACAUCUCUUUACUAUAUGACAUUAAAUGCUUUGAUGGAAAGUGGCUUCGCCAUCUCACCUCUCUCCAAAACCUUGAGUUUUCAUUCUGUGACAACCUCAAGUCGUUGCCAGAACAAGGAUUGCCUUCCUCUCUCUCUGUACUCGGUAUCUCGCACUGUAAAUUACUUGAAGCCAGUUUGCGAAAGAAGCGAGGGAAAGAGUGGCGCAAGAUUGCUCUUAUUCCCUGCAUAGUUAUCAACAACAAAAUAAUCACAUGAGUGUCUAGGUAGGAACAUUUUUUAUCAAUACUCAUUUUGAAAUGUUUAUAUCAUAGGUAGGAACAUAUUUGCUUUAUGAUUUGGCUUCAGGUUUAAGUAAUGUGUUGUGCUGUGUCACUUGAAUAUGUGAAGUCUGAUUGACUAUGUGCUCUAUGAUUUUGCUAUCUUAGUUUAAUAAAAUUAGGCUACCAUUGUGUAAGUGAGACAAUAAAUUUUGACCAAACCAUUUU
Molecule: messenger RNA, 4050 nt
Organism: Trifolium pratense (red clover)
Lineage: Eukaryota; Viridiplantae; Streptophyta; Magnoliopsida; Fabales; Fabaceae
Product: putative disease resistance RPP13-like protein 1
Exons: 1
Coding region: 86-3820 (1244 amino acids)
Biological process (GO): defense response to other organism
Molecular function (GO): ADP binding
Source: RefSeq, a predicted model, not a curated record